CCAGAAACCCUCGUCUUCUCUUCGUCCUCAAUCUCUCCACCACUUUCAAACCACAGUCUCCAAUUCCUCCUCUUCUUUCCUGAAAUAUUUCAAACUUCGAUCUCCAGAUUUUCAGGAAUGAGCAACGAUAAGGACAAUUUCAACGUCAACGAUCUCACUGCUGCUCUUAAAAAUGAGGAUCGAGCAGGCCUUGUCAACGCUCUUAAGAACAAGCUGCAGAAUCUGGCUGGAGAGCAUUCUGAUGUGCUCGAGAAUCUGACUCCUAAAAUCAGAAGGCGUGUUGAGGUCUUGAGGGAGAUUCAGGGCAAGCAUGAUGAAAUAGAGGCAAAAUUCCGCGAGGAGAGAGCUGCCCUUGAAGCCAAGUAUCAAAAGUUGUAUCAGCCUUUGUACACCAAGCGUUAUGACAUUGUGAAUGGAACUACCGAAGUUGAAGGAGUACCAGAGGAUGCUAAGAUGGACCAAGGAGAGGAGAAAGCGGCAGAAGAGAAAGGAGUCCCUAGUUUCUGGCUGACCGCCCUGAAAAACAAUGAUGUUAUAUCUGAGGAGAUCACAGAGCGUGAUGAAGGGGCCCUCAUGUAUCUUAAAGAUAUUAAGUGGUGCAAGAUAGAGGAACCAAAGGGAUUCAAACUUGAGUUUUUCUUCGACCAGAACCCUUACUUUAAAAACACCCUUUUAACAAAGGCGUAUCAUAUGAUUGAUGAAGAUGAGCCUCUGCUUGAGAAGGCUAUCGGGACAGAGAUUGAUUGGUAUCCUGGAAAAUGCUUAACUCAGAAAAUUCUUAAGAAGAAGCCUAAGAAAGGUGCGAAGAACGCGAAACCAAUUACCAAAACUGAAGACUGCGAAAGCUUCUUCAACUUCUUCAAUCCUCCCCAAGUUCCUGAUGAUGACGAAGACAUUGACGAGGACAGAGCUGAGGAACUUCAGAAUCUGAUGGAACAAGAUUAUGACAUUGGUUCUACUAUCCGGGAGAAGAUUAUACCUCAUGCUGUCUCAUGGUUUACUGGUGAGGCUAUUGAAGGGGAGGAGUUUGACAUAGACAAUGACGAUGAGGAUGAUAUUGAUGAGGACGAAGAUGAGGAUGAAGAAGAAGAUGAUGAGGAUGAGGAAGAAGACGAUGACGAAGAUGAGGAGGAAGAAGUAAGCAAGACCAAGAAGAAGCCGUCAAUCCUACACAAGAAAGGAGGCAGACCUCAGCUUAACGACGGGCAACAAGGAGAGAGGCCUCCUGAAUGCAAGCAACAGUAAACGAAAUCUAAAAACCAGGAAAAAAAAAUGUUCUGGAUUUUGAAUGUGCUUCCAUGUGAGGCAAAAUGUUUUGUGGACUGCUGAUAGAAGUUUCGCUGUAGGCAAAAGAUUGUGCUUUCAUGAGAUAUUUGAUAAAUUAUUUUUGGUGUUUUUUUUUUUUUGGUUCUUUUUAUCACUGAGUAAAUCUUGGUGUGUUCAUCAAUUAUAUCCGUUUACCACUUGAAUUAAGUCUUCUGGUUUCAUUACUCUUUUUAUCAAUAUUAUUGUUUUAGCUUUGGGUGCA
Messenger RNA from Eutrema salsugineum, 1528 nucleotides. Its product is annotated as nucleosome assembly protein 1;3. Gene Ontology annotation, biological process: somatic cell DNA recombination; nucleosome assembly. NCBI's taxonomy places the organism in Eukaryota, Viridiplantae, Streptophyta, Magnoliopsida, Brassicales, Brassicaceae. Gene Ontology annotation, cellular component: chromatin; nucleus. The record is from RefSeq and is a predicted model, not a curated record. The transcript is spliced from 12 exons. Gene Ontology annotation, molecular function: histone binding; chromatin binding. The coding region runs from base 118 to 1245 and encodes 375 amino acids.